Molecule: messenger RNA, 3670 nt
Organism: Halichondria panicea
Lineage: Eukaryota; Metazoa; Porifera; Demospongiae; Suberitida; Halichondriidae
Product: mucin-2-like
Exons: 5
Coding region: 2177-3172 (331 amino acids)
Source: RefSeq, a predicted model, not a curated record
UAGCCAUGUGCUAAUUGCAACUCUAUUAAUAAAAUAUUAUAAAAUGUGCUAGAGAAGGCUAAAUAUAGAAGCUCUGAAGAUCUAGCUGCAAGAAGAAGUGUUAUUGUGAAGAAAUCUAUCAGCUAAUAUAAAACAACCGAAGGUGAUGUCACAAUAUGAGAAAAAGGUCCUAGUGACCUUUGGAGACAAUCGGCGUCCAGUUUCUUUCCAAGGAGGGGUGACUAACCUAACGUUAAAGAUCAAGGAACGUUUUUCAGACUGUGGGAUAGAGAAAGACGAUACCAUUGUUCUUCAAAUAAAGUCCGAAGAGUGGGGAGGAAUAUUUGUUGAUAUGGAACCGGAUGAAGUCAUUCCUGAUAAAUGUGUCAUUGACGUGUCUAUUGACGUGUAUAUAAAUCGUGUGAACAAAAGUCCCUGUGGAAGAACGGUAAUAAACCUGUAUUCUGGCUCCGACUCAGUAGAGUUUCAACAAUAUCGUGAGAACUUGAAGGUAUUUUUGAAAGGCAGUAAAACGAAAAAGGAGCGUUUACGGAUUAGUCAACCCAACCUUUACGAAAUGUUUGAAAAAGUAUGGACCGUUCGAUCCAACCUUAUGGUAACUGGGUACCCUCCGCAGUACGUGUUUUUUCUUUUGCCAUGUUUUAAAGCAAGUUGUUGCCACCCAGUAUGCCAAAAGUCUGUCGGUGCAUCAGCAGACAAAUUGCAGUGGUAUCUGGGAGGACCCCCUCUAAAUUCACUCCCAAUGCCUCACAUAGAUCCAGAAAGACCAUGGGGAAAAGAAAAUUGUAAAGACUGUAAGGGGAUCUGCAAUGGUCACUAUGUGGAAAGCUCGGAUGGAAGUUACGCUCCACCCCCAUCUGCAACAUUGCAGAAAGCUUUUAACAGUACGUCUACCUUAGAGCCUGAACAAUUGGCUGAGGCUGUUUGUCUUCCAGAGGCAGAAGUUGAAAUUUAGCUCAAACAUUUACAAACAGUAAAAGAUAACCGAAAACUUGGUGCAGAAAAAAGAAGAAAGAAAAAAAAAGAAGAUGUCCUGUAUAGCUGUGAGAUAUGUAUUAGUUAUUGCCCAGCUGCGGCCCCGAGGGCAUUAUAUCAUUCAGUGCAAUAUAUGGCAUGUUGCACGAGGGCGCCGGCAAUAACUAACUUGUUGCCCAAUGACGUUAAACUCGUCUGACUGGUCAUAUAAAUCGUAAUAAAAGACAUGUGUUUUGAAGGAAUUUAGUGUAUUCAUUAGUUUUGCUGAAUUCCAUAGUAAUUUUUUUAGGUUUUCUUCCCACUAGUAGUUGUAAAGGUAGUAGCCUAUAAAAGGGACCAACUGAGUAUUGCGUGGGAUGGUGGGGCAUAAGUCCCAAAUGGGUUAAAGAAAUCUACUGCAUUUACACACAGUGCAAGUGCAUAUAAUCCAGUGCAUGCCAUAUAAUGCAGUGCAAUAUAUGGUAACCAUGGCAGUGAUGCAACAUGCCAUAUACUGAGCACUGGAUUGCUUUGAUCUGCCCACUCACUGGGCAACAAGUAGAAAUGUUUAUGAAGAACAGACAGGAGAAGUUGAAAACUGGAUUGCAUGUGAUGUGUGUGACAGUUGGAAAUGUGUGAAUCUUUUGUCUGAACCUGAUAAGUAUGUGUGUAGCACUUGUACCAUGUAAUAAAGUGGAUUGAAUCUUUUGUUUGCCUGUAUAAAGAGAUAAUAAUUAUAGCCAACCCGUAUUAAUUAUGAUUUAUAGCUCAUUGUAGGUGUCAAUUCCCCAGGUAGAACUACGGGUUUUACCUAGGGAUUUGACAUCGAGGUUGCCCCCAGAUGUGGUGCAAUUGAAAUAUGUAUGUUUCUAAUCCCCACCUAUGCCCGUACUGGGGGGGGGGGCUUGCCAUUGAUAGGUGCAUUAGUCUUGUUUUUUUUAUAUUCUUGGAACAAGGGUCCACACAGUUGCCCAGGGUAUCCUCUGAACAGUUGGAGAAAGCGAACACUUUGCAUUUCACACAAUAACUCUUCAAUCUGUGCCCAAAUGAAGUUGCUUGAUUGAUCUAUAUAAUACGCCCUCAAUGUGCUUGGAGUUACUAUACACAUCACGUGCUACUUGAAUCCAUCGCGCAUGUGUUUGCCUGUGCCGGUCUCCGAGCAACAAUUAGAUCUAGCGUGCAGAGAAUUUCAUUUAUUCAUGUAAGUAUUGUCAAGAAGAAGAUGGGGAAGAGAAUACGUCGAAGGUUCAAGAAGGUCAUCAAGACUGUUACCAAGAUCAUCUUCUGUAGAGGUUGCUCAACUCAAGUCAUCCCCAUUGAUGACAAUCAAACUGAUACAAAUCCUAAACAUUCCAAAAUGAAGGAAAAGCUCAAGCAAAAAGUAAUGUCAAGGUCUGCAAAAAAUCGAGCUGAGAGGCCAAUCAAUGAGACCUCCACUCCCAUCACUGUGGUUGCUGCCACCAAUUACUCUACCUCAACAGGGACCAGUAUCGGGCCAGUUGAUAGUGAGACCACCACUGCAGUUGCUACAACCAGUCACUCCACCUCAGCAGGGACCAGUAUCGGACCAGCUGACAGUGAAACUCCCACUCCCACCACUAUUAUAAUAGCGGCGAUUGCUACCACCAGUCAUUUUACCUCAGCAAGGACCAGUAUCGGGCCAGCUCAUGGUGAGACUUCAACCACUGUGGCAGCCACUGUUAGUUCAGCAAGGACCACUGGACCAGAUAGAUGCUCUCCUGAUGCCUCCACUCACACAAAUACAGUAGAUCAAGAAUAUCUACAAACCAAUGAAGACACUGUUAUGCUGAGUGUAGCAAGUGAACCUGUUGUGAUCCCUAGAAUACCUUCUGCUGAGCUCUUGGAAAAACUCGAGAAGUUCAUAGAGAAUCAAGAGGUUACCAGCCGGCCUUUGCCUGAUCAUUGUGAGAUUGUCGAUACUUCCUUGCCUUGCAACACCGAGCAAGACGAACCAUUGAAACUCUCCGUUUCAGACAUGUUAUGCAUUCAAAAUGAUCCAGACCUGGCGGAUCAUAUGGACAGAUUCCAAGGGGGUGUUACCAAACGAGAACCUCUGUACAUCGUUAUCGAUACCAAACUCUCAAGUCCUACUAUCUUCCAGUUUGAUCAUCCACUCUUUCGUGAAGGUUGCUUUGCAUCCCACGUUCACAGAAAAAAAGAUAUCUCUAGAAUACUGCUUGUAUGGAUGUGGAAAUGAGUUCACGGGAUUCGUACGGGUGUCUGACUCUGUACCAGCAAAAAGGUUUUUUGUGUUUUACACACUUGAUGAAUGGAAAUCAUGCGCAGACGUUUCAGCCACCUUGAUUAGAACUAAUUACAAAGGAGAGCAAACGAAUAGAUACGCGUUUGACCUACCGUACUUUAACCCUGGCUGCACUGAAUUCGCCUUGUGUUUGGAGUCUGAAGAUAGAAAGAGUUGGUGGGACAAUAAUUCCGGCAAGAACUACCGAGUUGGACUCGAUAGCCACAAACUACAUGUUAUACAGAACUCUUAAUUAAUACAGCAAUUCAUGUUCAUGUUAGCAUGCAGUGUAUAAGCUUCUGCAAGCCACAAUUAUAUGUUGAGUUCAAUCCUGUAUUAUUAUAGGCUAUAAUUUUACAAAGUCAGACUAAUACGUCAAGCUAGUUGAAGACUACAUCAUGUACAAAAUUAGCAUAAUUAUAAGCAACAUUCCAGGAGAAAAAAGUUGAGUAG